AUGCCUUUCGAUAUCUUUCCCGUGUACCAAGAGACCUUUUUUCAAGUGCAACCUGGCGACCAACCACUUGUCGCAUACGAAUGUAAAUUACAACAAGUCGGCUGCGGAAUGUUUGUGGAGGGAACAACCAGCGCAAUAUCCGCCCACCUGCGAGGACACGGCAUCACCGGUCCAGACACCGCCAGUACAAGAUGCACGUGGGGUGACUGCUCGAAGACACUCAAGAGGGGAUGCAUGACAAGACACAUCCUUACUCACCUCGGCAUCAAGGUGCGCUGCUCUGUGUGCGGAGUCGUGAAGUGCCGUCACGACCUCCUUCGUGCACACACCAAAUCCUCAGAGCAGUGCCGUUUCGCAUUUGUCAAUAUCGUCCAUGGGCCAGAAGGACAUCUUCUUGUCCCUGAGGGCCCGGCUACCGCACACCAGGUCCAAUGA
Suillus subaureus is the source of this 435-nucleotide messenger RNA. RefSeq lists its product as uncharacterized. The transcript has a single exon. The record is from RefSeq and is a predicted model, not a curated record. The coding region runs from base 1 to 435 and encodes 144 amino acids. Lineage: Eukaryota; Fungi; Basidiomycota; Agaricomycetes; Boletales; Suillaceae.